Molecule: messenger RNA, 862 nt
Organism: Leptopilina heterotoma
Lineage: Eukaryota; Metazoa; Arthropoda; Insecta; Hymenoptera; Figitidae
Gene: mRpS24
Product: 28S ribosomal protein S24, mitochondrial
Exons: 3
Coding region: 168-650 (160 amino acids)
Biological process (GO): translation
Cellular component (GO): mitochondrion
Source: RefSeq, a predicted model, not a curated record
UUUAAAGAAAUGUUUAUCUAUUGUGGACUCAACCUUAAUUAUCAUCGCAGAAAAUUGUGGAUGUUUAAAUAGCUGGAUUAUAUAGUUUUAACAAGAAUUUCUUGUAAAAUAAAAUUUCUACUUAAAAGAAAUCACUUGAGAGAAAAAAGAUCAAAUAAAUAUUGAAAAUGGCAUUAGCUACAAUUUUACGUACAACACCUCAGAAGACAUGUGUUGCUUUCUUUCAAACAUCAGCCGUCACUAAUAAAGCACGAGCAGGUCGCUAUAGAGUAACAGCUAAAAAAAAUAAACCACUCACAUAUGAAAUGUCAUUAAAACCUCAUGAAAUUGCUCAUAAGAAAGGAUGGAAUUCUUGGAAUACAUCUAAUUUAAUUGAUGGAAACAGAUCUUCUGAAACAGCGGUGGAAGAUAUGUUUAUACGGCGUUUCAUGAAUGGUACAUGGCCUUUACUUUUGUUGAGUGAAAUAAUCAUAAAGCGUCAAAUUAAUAUUAUAAGAGUAGCUGGAAUUUUAAAGUUAACAGCAAAUCCUCGACAAAUAUACUUCUUGACAGGUUACAGCGAAGAAUUUUUGAGUUAUUGGUUACAAUGUCCUGUUAAAUUAGAAAUACAGCUUGCAAAGCGUAAUGAUGUUAUUUUUAAAUAUAUUUAGCGAGCUUUUCAUAUUUCUUGUGCGGAGAAUUUAUUAAAAUUUUAUUACUGAUUAUCAUUUAUGUUGGAGGUAAAUUUUAAAUAAUUUAUUUUUCAUGAAAUGUGUAAUUGUCAGUAAUGAUAGAAUCAUAAGCUGUAAAAAUUACAAGGAACAUUGUUAGGUUUAAGUAAAUAAUGUACAUAUAAUAAAACAUGUAAAAAUUUAUUAACAAA